Messenger RNA from Hyaloscypha bicolor E, 1607 nucleotides. RefSeq names its product aldehyde dehydrogenase. Gene Ontology annotation, molecular function: succinate-semialdehyde dehydrogenase (NAD+) activity. The coding region runs from base 62 to 1504 and encodes 480 amino acids. The record is from RefSeq and is a predicted model, not a curated record. The transcript has 2 exons. NCBI's taxonomy places the organism in Eukaryota, Fungi, Ascomycota, Leotiomycetes, Helotiales, Hyaloscyphaceae.
UUCAAAAUCCUCCCCAUUUGCAAGAACUAUUUCCACCUUCACAACACUUCGUCUCCCCAAAAUGAGCAUAAUAGUUCCCCUACAAAUCAACGGCAAGGAGGUCCACACCUCCAAGCUCAUUGACGUCACGAGCCCCUCCACCGGCAAGGUAAUCCACAAAGCUUCCGGGGCAUCUGUUUCCGACGCCCUCAAAGCUGUCGAAGCAGCAGAGUCCGCCUUCGAAUCAUGGGCCGACCUUCCUCCUGACCAAAAACGCAACAUCUUCCUCAGAGCAGCCGAUAUCCUCGAGCGUCGCACUGAGGAGGUUGGCAAAUGGGAGGAAGAGGAAGCAGGAGCUACCCCUCUCUAUGCUUCUGGAUUUGACGUCCCGACUGCUGUAAGCGGAUUGAGGGAUGUUGCGGGCAAGAUCUCGGGGAUUGUGGGGACGGUUCCGGCGUUGAGUGACCCGAGUAGGACGGGGUUGAUCAUGAAGGUGCCGUACGGUGUGGUUUUGGCGAUUGCUCCUUGGAACGCAACAUUCAUCCUCGGCUUUCGCUCCGUGACCUACGCCAUCGCAGCCGGAAACACUGUUGUCUUCAAAGUCUCCGAGCUGGCCCCCCGCUCAAUGGGCGUGAUCGGCACCGUGUUCCGAGAAGCAGGCCUUCCAGACGGAGUCUUGAACGUGAUCCAACAUCACCCUGAGGAUGCGGCCGAGAUCACGAAGAAGAUGAUUGAGCACCCGGCUAUCAAGAAGAUCAACUUCACUGGCUCGACCGCCGUCGGUAGAAUUAUCGCUAAACUCGCUGGUGAGAACCUCAAACCUGUGCUGAUGGAACUUGGUGGAAAAGCACCAGCGAUUGUGCUGGAUGAUGCGGAUCUUGCUCUUGCGGCGCAGGGCUGUGCACUAGGAGCGUUCAUGCAUAGUGGGCAGAUUUGCAUGUCUACUGAUCGGAUCAUCGUUCAGAAAAGUAUUAGUGGGAAGUUCGUGGAGCAGUUAAAGGGCGCUAUUGAGGCCAUCUUUCCUUCGAGUGGUGAGGCAUUGGUGAUGGUUAGUCCGGCAGGAGUCAAGAAGAACAAAGCUCUUCUCAAAGACGCAACGAGCAAAGGUGCCGAGGUUAUCUUCGGGGACAUCAAUGCCGAGGAAGCGGCGCCGGAGAGGAUGCGUCCUGUCGUCGUUAGAGGUGUAAAGAAUGGCAUGGAUAUGUACUACACGGAAGGAUUUGGUCCUACGGUAUCGUUGAUUGAAGUCGAGGAUGAGAAGGAAGCGAUCAGGAUUGCGAAUGAUACCGAGUAUGGGCUGGCGUCGGCGGUUUUCACCAAUGAUUUGGCAAGGGGAUUACGGAUUGCGAGGAAGAUUGAGACUGGUGCAGUGCAUAUUAACGCUAUGUCAGUUCAUGACGAGCCGAGCCUGCCGCACGGGGGCGUUAAGGCGAGCGGUUGGGGACGGUUUGGGACCAGUGGGAUUGAGGAGUGGGUAAAUACGAAGACAAUCACGUUCCAGAAUGGUUUGAUGGCUGGCAAGUGAUUAAGGCACUGGAAGGCCCCAAUUUGUUAAAUAUCAAAUAACUUAGCUAUGGAAUCAAACCGUCACCAGAUCUCGCACGCGGGAAUAAUGCUGCCAGGCGGGC